This is a messenger RNA of Penicillium verrucosum, 1872 nucleotides long. Its product is annotated as tetratricopeptide repeat protein. The record is from RefSeq and is a predicted model, not a curated record. Gene Ontology annotation, molecular function: protein binding. The coding region runs from base 1 to 1872 and encodes 623 amino acids. The transcript is spliced from 3 exons. Gene Ontology annotation, biological process: protein import into peroxisome matrix, docking. Lineage: Eukaryota; Fungi; Ascomycota; Eurotiomycetes; Eurotiales; Aspergillaceae. Gene Ontology annotation, cellular component: cytosol; peroxisomal membrane.
AUGUCGUUCCUCGGUGGCGCAGAAUGCUCUACUGCGGGGAACCCUCUCUCACAAUUCACAAAGCACGUCCAGGAUGAUAAAUCACUACAGCGCGACCGGCUGGUCGGCCGGGGACCAGGCAUGCAAGAAGGCAUGCGCUCACAAAAUAUGAUGGGCGGACAGGACCAGGACAGCAACUUAAUGGCCCCCCCGCCGCAACCAUUCGCAAUGGAGCACAUGCGUCGCGAGCUAGAUAAUUUCCAGACGGGGCCAGCCCGCGCUGGGUCGCCAGGGUGGGCCGGGGAGUUUGACUCAGGCGAGCAAGCGCGAAUGGAAGCCGCGUUCCCGGGCCAGAUGAACAACGGAUCUGGGUUUAACCCUGCCGAGUUCGCUCGCUUUCAACAGCAGAACCAUAUGGGCAUGCCGCAGACGUCGAGCCCUGCCGCCGCCACCGCAUCGCCUAUGAUGGCGGGGUACCAGCGGCCGAUGGCCAUGGGUGGUGGUUAUAUGGGUGGUAUGGGUGGUAUGGGGAUGAUGCAGCCUAUGAUGGGUGGGCAGAUGGGGAUGCAGCAGGGGCCUGUGGAGGGGCAGACACAGGAUAAGGGGAAGGGGCGGAUGGUGGAGCUCGACGAUGAGAACUGGGAGGCGCAGUUUGCUGAGAUGGAGACUGCGACGGUUGGCAAUGAGGCCCAGACGGACGAGGCGGCUAAUGCGGCCAUUGAGGCGGAACUGAAUGAUUUGGACAGGAAACUUGCCGAGGAAGAUAACUUUGAAGUCACCGAUAACGUGCAUGUUGGUGAUCUCGGUGACUGGGAUGGCUUUGAUAGUCUGAACUCUCGCUUCCGGGAUCCCCAGCUCGGCGACUAUAUGUUCGAGGAGGAUAAUGUCUACCAGGCUGUAGGCAAUCCAUUCGAAGAGGGAAUGAAGGUCAUGCGUGAUGGCGGUAAUCUGUCACUAGCAGCGCUGGCUUUUGAGGCUGCGGUUCAAAAGGACCCGCAGCAUGUGCAAGCAUGGACGAUGCUGGGCUCUGCGCAGGCGCAGAACGAAAAGGAGUUGCCCGCUAUCCGUGCGUUGGAACAAGCCCUGAAGGUCGACCCCGGGAAUUUGAAUGCAUUGAUGGGCUUGGCUGUCUCGUACACAAACGAGGGCUACGACUCAACCGCCUAUCGUACACUCGAGCGUUGGCUGUCCCACAAGUAUCCCACUAUCAUUGACCCGAAGGAAGUGUCCGGCGACUCAGACCUCGGCUUCACAGACCGACAACUCCUCCACGACCGCGUAACAGAAUUAUUCAUCCAAGCAGCCCAGCUCUCCCCCUCAGGAGCCCAGAUGGACCCCGACGUACAAGUCGGACUAGGUGUUCUUUUCUACUGCGCUGAGGAAUACGAGAAGGCCGUUGACUGUUUCUCCGCCGCGCUAACCUCCACCGAGUCCGGUAGCACCAACCAACAGGAGCAGCUCCACCUCCUCUGGAACCGACUCGGCGCGACUCUCGCCAACUCCGGCCGCUCCGAAGAAGCCAUCGAAGCCUACGAGCAAGCCCUCAACAUCAACCCCAAUUUUGUGCGCGCCCGCUACAAUCUGGGUGUAUCCUGCAUCAACAUCGGAUGCUACCCAGAAGCCGCACAGCACCUACUAGGCGCGCUAUCCAUGCAUCGCGUUGUGGAGCAGGAGGGCCGCGAGCGUGCGCGUGAGAUCAUCGGCGAUGGUGUGCAUCCUGAUGGUCUGGAUGACGAACGCCUCGAGCGUAUGUUGCAUAUUAGCCAGAACCAGAGCACGAAUCUGUAUGACACGCUGCGUCGGGUGUUCAGCCAGAUGGGCCGUCGUGACUUGGCUGACCAGGUUGUCGCCGGCAUGGACGUUAACAUCUUCCGGAAGGAGUUUGAAUUCUAG